Dromiciops gliroides (monito del monte) is the source of this 3363-nucleotide messenger RNA. RefSeq names its product lamin A/C (gene LMNA). NCBI's taxonomy places the organism in Eukaryota, Metazoa, Chordata, Mammalia, Microbiotheria, Microbiotheriidae. The record is from RefSeq and is a predicted model, not a curated record.
CGGGUGACUCAGACUCAGACUGUCCAAGAGCGCCGCGUCUACACUGGGCGGCCCUACUUACGCAGGAGAGGCUAAGUCAGAACUCCGGGACGGUCGUAUACCCGAGCUCAGAACCCUACCGGGCACCUGUCUCCGAGAGGAGGCUCAGCUGCCCGACUUCUGCAAAUCCUCUUCCCUUCCCCGUGUUCAGGUCCUUAAUCUUCAGGGACCCCCUGCCCCCAGGGCGCUGCCACCCUGCCUGCCAUGGAUACCCCGUCGCAGCGGCGUGCCACCCGGAGCGGGGCACCGGCGGGCUCCACCCCGCUGUCCCCGACUCGGAUCACGCGGCUGCAGGAGAAGGAGGACUUGCAGGAGCUGAACGACCGGCUGGCUGUCUACAUCGAUCGGGUCCGCUCGCUGGAGACGGAGAACGCGGGCCUGCGCCUUCGGAUCACCGAGUCUGAGGAGGUGGUGAGCCGGGAGGUGUCCGGCAUCAAGGCCGCCUACGAGGCCGAGCUCGGGGAUGCUCGCAAGACCCUCGACUCGGUAGCCAAGGAGCGAGCCCGCCUGCAGCUGGAGCUGAGCAUACGGGAGGAGUUUAAGGAGCUCAAAGCCCGCAAUGCCAAAAAGGAGGGGGAUCUGCUGUCGGCUCAGGCCCGGCUCAAGGACCUGGAGGCACUGCUUAACUCCAAGGAGGCAGCUCUGAGCACAGCCUUGAGUGAGAAGCGCACCCUGGAUGGAGAGGUGCAUGAACUCCGGGGUCAGGUGGCCAAGCUAGAGGCAGCUCUGAGCGAGGCCAAGAAGCAACUUCAGGAUGAGAUGCUGAGGAGAGUGGAUGCUGAGAACAGACUGCAGACACUGAAGGAGGAGCUGGACUUCCAGAAGAACAUCUAUAGCGAGGAGCUUCGUGAAACCAAACGUCGCCAUGAGACUCGCUUGGUGGAGAUUGACAGUGGGAAGCAGCGGGAGUUUGAGAACAAGCUAGCGGAUGCCCUGCAGGAUCUUCGGGCUCAACAUGAGGAUCAAGUGGAACAAUACAAGAAGGAGCUGGAGAAGACCUACUCUGCCAAGCUGGACAACGCUAGGCAGUCUGCUGAGAGGAACAGCAACUUGGUAGGGGCUGCCCAUGAGGAGCUGCAGCAGUCACGCAUCCGCAUUGAUAGCCUUUCUGCCCAGCUCAGCCAGCUCCAGAAGCAGCUGUCGGCCAAGGAGGCAAAGCUGCGGGAUCUGGAGGACGCUUUGGCCCGGGAGCGGGAUACAAGCCGGCGGCUGAUGGCUGAGAAGGAGAGGGAGAUGGCAGAGAUGCGGGCAAGGAUGCAGCAACAGCUGGACGAGUACCAGGAGCUGCUGGAUAUCAAACUGGCCCUGGACAUGGAAAUCCACGCCUACCGCAAACUCCUGGAAGGAGAGGAGGAGAGGCUGAGGCUGUCCCCCAGCCCCACAUCUCAGCGAAGCAGGGGCCGGACCUCAUCGCACUCAUCCCACACCCAGAGUGGGGGUAGCGCCACCAAGAAGCGGAAGCUGGAGAGUGGUGAGAGCCGGAGCAGCUUCUCCCAGCAUGCCCGCACCAGCGGUCGAGUGGCCGUGGAGGAGGUGGAUGAAGAGGGCAAGUUUGUGCGACUGCGCAACAAGUCCAAUGAGGACCAAUCCAUGGGCAACUGGCAGAUCAAGCGCCAGAAUGGAGAUGAGCCCUUGCUGAGUUAUCGCUUUCCCCCCAAAUUCACUCUCAAGGCUGGGCAGGUGGUGACGAUCUGGGCCUCCGGGGCAGGAGCCACCCAUAGUCCUCCCACUGACAUGGUAUGGAAAGCUCAGAGUUCUUGGGGUUGUGGAAACAGCCUGCGCACAGCACUUAUCAGUGCCACUGGAGAGGAGGUGGCCAUGCGUAAGCUGGUACGCACGGUGACUGUCAAUGAUGAUGAUGAGGACGAGGAUGGAGAGGUCCUGCUCCAUCACCACCACGGUGCCCACUGCAGCGGCUCGGGGGAUCCGGCCGAGUACAACCUUCGUUCUCGCACGGUGUUGUGUGGGACCUGUGGGCAGCCAGCUGACAAGUCCGGGAGCGGUGCCGGGGCCGGGGCUGGUGGCUCUGUCUCCUCUGCCUCCUCAGCCUCCAGUGUCACUGUUACUCGAAGCUACCGAAGUGUUGGAGGCACUGGGGGCAGUGGCUUUGGGGACAACCUGGUUACCCGAUCCUUCCUCCUAGGGAACUCACGCCCUAGAACCCAGACUCCCCAGAACUGCAGCAUCAUGUAACCCGGAAUCUGGUGAGGGGAGAACCCAGCAGCCCUGUCUGCUCCCUCUUCCCACUUCAUGCCAAUUUUCUCCCCCUCCUCUUUUCCUGGAGGGAGAGUCUGAAGCCAAAAAAAAAAAAAAACCCAAACAAAACAAAAACCAACCCCCCAACCCUUCUAUGGUUUUGUUCUCCUCCCUGCUCCCCCUUCCCGUGUUUUGUGUUUUUUUUCUAAGAGAAGUUAUUUUCUACAGUGGUUUUAUACUGAAAGAAAAACACAAGCGCCAAAAAAAAAACCCAAAAACAACAAAAAACUACAAACAAACAAACAAAAAAAGAAACAAAACGAAAAACAAAAGGGAAAAAAAAAAGUCUCCUCUUUCCAGAUAAUGGUCUUUCCCCCUCUUCCUUUGCCCCUUCCUCCAAACCCCAAACCCUAUAUUUUAAGCCAAAGAGGGUUUCCUGUAGGGGCCAAGGGGGGAGAGGUGCUUUUAGGGAGUCCAGUUUUUGCUUUCUGAUGCUGCCUGCUUCUGUUUCCAAUAUCCUCCUCCCCUCAUAUAACCAGGAACCCUCUUGAAUGGUGCCUCAUCUGCAGGUGGAAGAAGUCACCUGCCCAGCCGCUUUCUGUCCUAUGAGGAACAAGGGUCUUUUCCUUGCUCUCCCAGGGGGUGGCCAACAUACUGGGAGAAAAGGCGCUUGGGCCAUUCCCCUCGUUGAGGCUUCUCUGGUCCUUUGGGGGUCGCUCCUGCUGCCUCCUUUCUGCUCAGCCCCCAGCUACAGUGCCUUUACCUGCAUUUUAUUUAGACAAGGGAUGGGAAUGAGGGGAGAGGGGAAUUGAGGGGAGGUGCUGAGUUUGAGUCUCUGCUCUCCACCUGCUUUUAUGGUUGGUGGGCUCCAUUAUGUCACUGAAGGUUGACGAAGGGAGAGGAAGAGAGUGGGGGCAGAGCUGGGAAGAUAACCUACCUGGAUCCCAGCCCCCGAAAAGAAAAGGGAGUGUGUGGAGGUAGGGUGGGGUGGAGGAGUAGGCUUUUCAGGUGGCUUUUGGCAAACACUAAGGAGCCCCUUGCCCCAAUCCCACAAACCCAUCUGCUUUCCCCUACCCUAUUUCUCCUUCCCCCCAACCCCAACAAAUUAAUACACUAGACUUUUAUGUC